Photinus pyralis (common eastern firefly) is the source of this 829-nucleotide messenger RNA. Its product is annotated as matrilysin-like. The record is from RefSeq and is a predicted model, not a curated record. NCBI's taxonomy places the organism in Eukaryota, Metazoa, Arthropoda, Insecta, Coleoptera, Lampyridae. Gene Ontology annotation, cellular component: extracellular matrix. The transcript is spliced from 6 exons. Gene Ontology annotation, biological process: collagen catabolic process; extracellular matrix organization; proteolysis. Gene Ontology annotation, molecular function: zinc ion binding; metalloendopeptidase activity. Bases 8 to 742 code for a protein of 244 amino acids.
UCCAACCAUGAAAUUGGUAUUGAUUGCAGCCCUCUUUACUAUGGCGUAUGCUGCGCCCGCUGCAGAGCAGAACGAUGUCCUGAAUUACUUAACACAAUUCGGGUAUUUGGAAGCGGCUCAGUUACAUAACCGAUUAAGUGUGGUGGAAGCUGUUAAGAAACUACAAAACAUGGCUCAUAUUCCCGAAACUGGCGUCAUCGACCAGGCAACCAUUGAGUUUACGAAUAAACCUCGCUGUGGGGUUCCCGAUUUUGUGAACGGCCAACCUCGUGCUGCUAGAAAUGUAGCAUGGAGUAAAAGGAACAUCACUUACCAUAUAGGAAAGAAGACCCUAGACCUUACGGAAGAGCAAUAUGCCGAUAACAUGAAACUUGCCCUGGAUACUUGGGCAAAUUACGUCAACUUACAUUUCGAAAGAGUAUCCGACGUCAAAUCUGCUGAUAUUAUAUCCUUUUUCGGGGCAGGAGAUCACGGAUGCGGAUAUCCGUUUGAUGGACCAAACGGUGUCUUGGCCCAUGCCUUUUUCCCGCAACACGGAGACAUUCACUUCGAUAAUGACGAAAAGUGGAACUUGGGCGGUGUAAAUGGAUACGAUUUCUUUAGUGUUGCUCUACACGAGCUGGGUCACUCGCUUGGAUUGGAACACUCCUCUGUUAAGGAAGCGGUCAUGUACCCGACGUACAGUGUGUGGAGUAAACUACAUAAAGACGAUAUCGAUAGGAUACAAAAACUGUAUCCCUAAACUUGCUACUUUGACGUAACUGACUCUUUAUUAAAUGUCCAUCUUGUUAUCGUUGUAGUUUCAACGCAUUAAAUACGUGUACAUACA